GUGUCCGAGUCGGAGUCGGAGUCCGAGUCCGAGUUGACUCGCCGCGAUCUCAUACUCAUUCAUUCUCUCCGACCCACAAACCUAACCUUUUUUUUGGCUUUGUUUGUUGUGUUGUGUUCUGCAAACUCAUUCGUUCAUAAUUUCAUUGCGUGGAUCUGCAAACUGGCUAUGGACUACGAACCCUACGACAGUAGCGGUACUGAUGAUGAUCUUCCACCAACCCAUCAAAAUAGAAUUCCCAGGGGAGGAGGAGGACGCCUAGCUGGGAAUGGAAGAUCUGCUGUUGGGUCAAUUCCGUACCCAAGAAUGUAUGGUGAAAUUGAUAUGGAGGCCCAGAUUCAUCAACUUGAGCAAGAAGCAUACAGUUCAGUUCUAAGAGCCUUUAAAGCUCAAUCCGAUGCCAUUACUUGGGAGAAAGAAAGCUUGAUUACGGAGCUGAGAAAAGAACUGAGAUUGUCAAAUGAGGAACACCGAGAACUUUUAGGUCGGGUUAAUGCAGAUGAUGUGAUACGGAGGAUAAGGGAAUGGAGACAGGCAGGUGGACAUCAGCCUGGUGUACUUAGUACUGGUCAAGGUCUUCAUGAUUCAAUUCCCAGUCCCACGGUCUCUGCAUCUCGCAAAAAGCAGAAGAUUACGCCGUCUGUACCACCAUCACGAUCUUUUGGUGGGCCUUCUCCUCCAUUUCACCCCCAAACAGUGACUGCACCCCAUCAACCAUCUUCUUCUGCAGCGAAACGGGGAUCUGUUCCUGGGUCUAAAGGAAAGAAGCACAAACCUGGUCAAAUAUUACCUGGUGUCUCUUCAAUGAAGCAGUAUCCAUCCUCGGGACCAGGUGGAAGGAGUCAAGUACCUAAUAGAGCUGUCAUGGGUGAGCAUGCUGAGGGAGCAUCGUUUGAUUCAUUGAUUGGUAGGAGAGUACGGACAAGAUGGCCUGAUGACAAUAACUUUUAUGAAGCUGUUAUCACGGACUACAAUCAAGCUGAUGGACGACAUAAUCUGGUCUAUGACAUGGGGAGUACAAAUGAAACAUGGGAAUGGGUUAAUCUAUCAGAGAUAUCUCCCGAAGAUAUUCAGUGGGUAGGUGAGGAUCCUGGAAUCAAUCAUCGUGGGGGUUUUGGAGGCUCUGGUCAUGGGAUGAAUAGGUCUGUAGGACGUGAUGGUGUUCCUGGAGCUGGAAGAGGUAGAGGAGCUACAAAGGGGCAAUCCAGAAAAGAUUUUUUGUCAUCACAGAAUGGCAUAGGAAAGAAGGCGCCUGAUGAUAUACAAAUACUUCACACAGACACACUAAUCAAAGAGGUGGAGAGGGUAUUCAGUGCAAAUCACCCUGAUCCCCUUGAAAUUGAGAAAGCAAAGAAAGUAUUGAAGGAUCACGAGCAGGCUCUUAUUGAUGCAAUUGCAAGACUUAACGAUCUUUCUGAUGGUGAAAGCGAUGGGGCUGGCCACCAUUUCUCACAUGCUCAAUCAAUGGAUCGAGAGUGAUGAUCGAGGAGUACCUGUUGUACACAAUGAGCAGAGGAGGCAUUAUGGUAGCAUAAUUCUGGAAAAGGGUGUAUUUCUCUUGUAUUAUGACAUAAAGAUUAUUACCCUCUAACAGUUUAUAGCCGUAGGCAUGGUUCUUGUGAAUUAGGCAUUAUCUAGGAUGGCAAAUAUUGUAGUUUGGUAAUAAUUAUUUAUUUCAGUUUGAAAGUUGACCUAGGACCAGCUGAUACUUGUAUAAUUCUCUCAUUAGUGAUUAAUGUGUGGUAGUGUAUAAAUUCUUGUAUUUGAUGUGUCAAUUUGGUGUCCACUUUUCAACUUUGCACAUC
Molecule: messenger RNA, 1805 nt
Organism: Cajanus cajan (pigeon pea)
Lineage: Eukaryota; Viridiplantae; Streptophyta; Magnoliopsida; Fabales; Fabaceae
Product: protein EMSY-LIKE 3
Biological process (GO): defense response to fungus
Cellular component (GO): nucleus
Source: RefSeq, a predicted model, not a curated record